GAAGCAGAGCAAACAGGCAGAAAGCACAAGGUCCUUCCCUGCAUCACCUCCUCCCUAACAGUGAUGGAGAGUGGAGGGGGGAGGAAAUCACCAGGAAAAUGAGUGCUGCCAGGAGGGGAGGAGGUGACCUGGGGCAGUUCUCUCCCUCUGAAGGAGGUGUUGCACUCAGGGAACCCCCCUCUCCCAGAGGGUCACCUAUGGGGCCAGUUGUAACCAGUUCCCUUAUCGAGGCUGGGGGACAGAGCUCUGGCUCCUGUGGGGAUCUGGAAGGAGGCAGCUGAGCUCCCUCUGGGCAGAGAGAGCAGGGAUAUAAGGAGAGGCUUCUGUGGGUAAAGUGAAAACACAGGGAGAGCUGGGGAUAGGAUAGGAAGAGAAAUAGGGAGAGGAGAGGAUGCAUCUGCUGGAUCUUUGCUGCAAAGCCUCACUACUGCUGCUGUUUAUGCCAUGGGCAGGUGGUGAAAAUGAUGCGGAGCUGCAGUCCUUGCAGGAGCUUCUAGAGGCUUUGGAGCAGCUCCAGGAGGAGGAAGGGGCACCAGCCCUGGAAGACGAGCUGGGUGCUGGGGCUGAAGUUGGUGGCUCUGAGUGGGAUCUCCAGGGGCUAGAAAGCAGCCCGGUGGGUGCCCUUCUGCCAGCUCCCAGCCCUCCCCAACCAGCGGAGGGACAGAGCCAGUGGAGGAGCCUCCUCUCCUCCUUCGGACGGAGGCAUUUCUCCGGCUGCUUUGGGACGAGGAUGGAGAGGAUCGGCGCGCAGUCGGGGCUGGGAUGCAAUCACUACAAAGCCCGUUUCUGGAGGAGAAGGAGAAGCUGAAGCCAGGACUGGCUCUCAAGCACUGGUCUUGUCCCUCUGCUGGACAGCCAGCCUCCCCCUGAAGCUUCUGGAAUUUGGGGUAUACAACAAUAAACCUUUUGUAUGAAGCCUCUAGUGCCUUUUGUAAG
Lagopus muta (rock ptarmigan) is the source of this 936-nucleotide messenger RNA. Its product is annotated as natriuretic peptides B-like. Gene Ontology annotation, biological process: cGMP biosynthetic process; negative regulation of systemic arterial blood pressure; receptor guanylyl cyclase signaling pathway. The coding region runs from base 392 to 808 and encodes 138 amino acids. Gene Ontology annotation, cellular component: extracellular region; nucleus; cytoplasm. Gene Ontology annotation, molecular function: hormone activity; hormone receptor binding. Lineage: Eukaryota; Metazoa; Chordata; Aves; Galliformes; Phasianidae. The record is from RefSeq and is a predicted model, not a curated record. The transcript has 3 exons.